AUAACUUCCAAAUUCAAAUCGUUAAUAUUUUCAAUUUCAAGAACACGAGUUGAACUCGACAGUCGAUGCAAACACUGAUUCAUCAAAAACCUCCCGUAAACAACAAAUUAACAACCAAUGUUUGUCAAGCUUCAGCACUUAGAUACAAACUGCAUCCCAAUUCUCCACCCACUCAACACCUCAAAAACCACCAACACCAAUGGCAAAGCUUCAAUUCCUCUUCCACUCCACCGUACCCAAAGAGAAUUCGAACAACAACUCAUCAAGAAACACCAAAUCCCACCUCAAAACCCAUCUGAUUUUCGCAAAAGAACUGUUUUUGUUAACGCAAAACCGAACCCAGAUGGUUCGGUGGAAACCCCUGUGAAAGAGAAAGUUGCAGUUGAAAAGUGUAGAGGAUUUGAUGGGAGAAUGUGGUUAAGGAAGGAGAAUUUGCACACCAAGUGUUCGACGAAUGUUCUGAGUGGGAAUGAGGUGGUUAAAAAGAUGCACACCAGGUGUUCGACGAAAGUUCUGAGUGGGAAUGUGGUGAAAAAAGUGAAUGCCAGGUGUUCGACAAAUGUUCUGAGUGAGAACGAGGUGAAAAAAGAGCAUACCAGGUGUUCGACGAAUGUUCUGAAUGGAAACGUGGUGGUAAAAGAGGUGCACACCAGGUGUUCGACGAAAGUACCGAGUGAAAACGAGGUGAAAAAAGUGCAUACUAGGUGUUCGACGAAUGCUUUGAGUGGGAAUGAGGUGGUGAAAAAGAUGCCUACCAAAUGUUCAACGAAAUGGGCGAGGUAUGGAGGGUGUAUUCCCGCUAUAUUAGAAGCUUUGGAACGAGUCGAUGAUUUGGACGAAGCUUUUAAACCGUGGGAACUUAGUCUAAGUAACAAGGAAAGAACAAUAAUCUUGAAGGAGCAAAAGGUUUGGCAAAGGGCUAUGGAGAUUUUCGUGUGGUUUAAGAGGAAAGGAUGUUACGAAUUGAACGUAAUUCAUUACAACAUAAUGAUUAGAAUUCUUGGUAAAGCUCGAAAAUGGGAUGAACUCGAGAUGUUGCGUGACGAAAUGGAGAAAAUUGGGAUCGAAUCGAUCAAUUCUACGUAUGGAACUUUGAUUGAUGUUUAUAGCAAAGGUGGGAUUCGGGAAAAAGCGAUGUAUUGGUUAGAUGUGAUGAACACGAAAGGAAUGGAACCCGAUGAGGUGACUAUGGGGAUCGUUGUUCAAAUGUAUAAAACCGCAGGACAGUUUGAAAAGGCCGAGGAGUUUUUUAAAAAAUGGUCGGUGGAUAAACGCACACCAACAAAAACCGAAGCUUUAACAGAUCAUGUUGGUUUAAGCUCGUAUACGUAUAAUACUUUAAUCGAUACUUACGGUAAAGCAGGAAGAGUUAAUGAUGCGUCUGAGACGUUCGAGCAGAUGCUUAAAGAAGGUAUUGUUCCAAAUACGGUGACACUCAAUACGAUGAUUCAUAUGUUUGGUAAUCAUGGUCAGUUAGAUGAAGUUGCAUCGUUGAUGCAGAAAAUGGAGCAAUUUCAUUGCGUACCGGAUACAAGAACGUAUAAUAUACUCAUUUCACUUCAUGUUAAGCAUGACAAUAUCGUUGCGGCAAAAGGGUAUUUUAAAAAGAUACAAGAGGCUUCACUUGAGCCGGAUUCCGUGACUUACCGAACACUUUUAUAUGCUUUUUCAAUACGGCAUAUGGUUUCUGAAGCAGAAGAACUUGUAAACGAGAUGGAUGAAAGAGAUCUCGAGGUAGAUGAAUUCACACAAUCUUCACUUACGAGAAUGUACAUCGAGGCUGGUAUGGUUGAAAAGUCAUGGUUAUGGUUUAAUCGGUUUCAUAUUCAAGGGAAAAUGAGCCCCGAGUGUUACUCCGCGAGUAUUGAUGCGUAUGGAGAACGUGGAUAUAUUUUGGAAGCCGAAAAGGUUUUCAAAUGCUGUCAAGAACGAAGAAAUCCAACUGUACUCGAGUUUAACGUUAUGAUCAAAGCUUACGGCCUUAACAAGAAAUACGAUGAUGCGUGCCGAUUAAUCCAUAGCAUGAAUGAACACGGUGUGUUCCCAGAUAAAUGCAGCUAUAAUUCACUCAUCCAAAUGUUAGCAAGUGCCGAUCUCCCACAAAAAGCUAGUUUUUAUUUACGAAAAAUGCGGGAAUCGCAGUUCGUGAGUGAUUGCGUACCGUAUAGUGCGGUCAUCUCAAGUUUUGUAAAACUGGGUCAGUUGGAAAUGGCGGUUUGUUUGUUUGAAGAAAUGAUCGAGUUUAACGUAAAACCGGAUGUGGUGGUUUAUGGCGUGUUGAUCAAUGCGUAUGCUGACGCUGGAGAUGUUGAAGAAGCUUCACGUUAUGUGAAUGAAAUGAAAGACAUGGGUUUGGUUAUGAAUGAUGUAAUAUGUAACUCGUUGAUUAAACUCUACACGAGAGUCGGGUGUUUGAAAGACGCCGAAGAAGCAUACUAUAUGCUUCAAAAGUUAGACACGGGUACGGAUGUUUAUUCGUGUAACUGUAUGAUUGAUCUGUACACCGAACGAUCAAUGGUGAAACCCGCAGAAGAAAUAUUUGAAAAACUAAGAAGAAAUGGGAACGCGAACGAGUUUUCUUACGCGAUGAUGUUGUGUAUGUACAAGAAAAUCGGGAGUUUUGAUGAAGCUUUAGAGAUGGCGAAACAGAUGAGAGAGUCGGGGCUGUUGACUGAUUUAUUAAGUUAUAAUCAUGUUCUUGGAUUGUAUGCAUCUGAUGGUAGGUUCAAAGAUGCGGUGACGAUAUUUAACGAGAUGGUUGAAUCGGGUGUCCAACCAAACGAUUCGACUUUUAAAUCGCUUGGAGUUGUUCUUAUGAAACGUGGUGUUCCGAAGAAAGCGGUCAAGAAUCUUGAAAUUAUGUGGAGAGAUGAUCAUCAAAGUGGUGUGAAAGCAUGGUUAGAUACUCUCAAUUCAGUUGUGGGUAUGGUUUAUUUUGACAUUAAUGAUUAGUGAUGAUUUACUUGUA
Molecule: messenger RNA, 2968 nt
Organism: Helianthus annuus (common sunflower)
Lineage: Eukaryota; Viridiplantae; Streptophyta; Magnoliopsida; Asterales; Asteraceae
Product: pentatricopeptide repeat-containing protein At3g23020
Exons: 1
Coding region: 118-2952 (944 amino acids)
Molecular function (GO): protein binding
Source: RefSeq, a predicted model, not a curated record